CCCUCGCGGCCCCCCCCGCCCUCGGAAAGAUCUGUCCCGCCCUCUGGCCGGCUCCGCCCUCAUCUCCGCGCGGUCUGCCGCCUACGGCCUGCGUCGUCCAAGAUGGAGGGCGCUCUGCUGGCGCCUCUCGCCCUCCGGCUGUUCCUGCUCCUGGCGCUGCCGGUCGCCGGGGGGCUAACGACCGGCGUCCCCGCGCCGCCGCCUCUGCCUCGAGCCCCUCAGGAUGGCAUCAGAAUUAACGUAACUACCCUAAAAGAUGAUGGAGAAGUAUCCAAGGAACAGGUUGUUCUUAACAUAACCUAUGAGAGUGGACAGGUAUAUGUAAAUGGCUUCCCUGUAAAUAGUGGUGUAACACGAAUAAGCUGUCAGACUUUGAUAGUGAAGAAUGAAAGUCUGGAAAAUUUGGAGGAGAAAGAAUAUUUUGGAAUUGUCAGUGUAAGGAUUUUAGUUCAUGAGUGGCCUAUGGCAUCUGGUUCCAGUUUGCAACUAAUUGUCAUUCAAGAAGAGGUAGUAGAGAUUGAUGGAAAACAAGCUCAACAACAGGAAGUCACUGAAAUUGACAUUUUAGUUAAGAACCAGGGAAUACUCAGACAUUCGAACUACACUCUUCCUUUGGAAGAAAGCAUGCUGUACUCUAUUUCCCGAGACAGUGACAUUUUAGUUACCCUGCCAAACCUCUCCAAAAAAGAAAGUGUUAGUUCAUUGCAGACCACCAGCCAGUACCUUAUCAGGAAUGUGGAAACCACUGUAGAUGAAGAUGCUUUGCCUGGCAAAUUACCCGAAACCCCCCUCAGAGCAGAGCCUCCAUCUUCUUAUAAGGUAAUGUGUCAAUGGAUGGAAAAGUUUAGAAAAGAUCUGUGUAAGUUCUGGAGCAGUGUUUCCCCAGUGUUCUUCAUGUUUUUGAAUGUGAUGGUGGUUGGAAUUGUAGGAGCGACUGUGGUGAUAACCAUCUUAAAGAUGCUGUUCCCAGUUUCUGAAUACAAAGGAAUUCUUGAGUUGGAUGAAGUGAAUGUUCUACCUGUGACAGCUAUCAACUUAUAUCCAGAUGGUCCUGAGAAAACAGCUGACAACCUUGAAGAUAAAACAUGUAUUUAAAAUGCCAUCUCAAAUCAUGGACUCUGAAUUAGUCUCGACUCCAAAUUUGCUACUUGAAUAUAAUUUUCUUCAGAUCAUUAAGAAUCAGUUUAUACACUAGAGAAAUUGACUCCCAAGACUGCCUGAAAAUUGACCUUUACAGUGCCAAGUUAACAUUCACCUUGUUCUCUAAAAAGGGCUGGCUUUUCAGAUGAAGAAUAGUUAAGGAAAAUUUAAACAAAGUGGAAGAGAAGACAUAGGAAGAAACUUUUGACAUUACCAAAAAAAAAAGAAAGGCAAGACAAAACGUUAUGUGCCAAUAACUUUUCAAGGUGCCUUUGUUAAGGAAAUUAUAUCCACUUAAUUACUAUAAUAUAUAAGACUUUAUGAAAAGCACUUUAUAAAAUUCUAAUUUAAAAGCUCAAGAACUUAAUAACACUUAUUUUUUUAUACAGUACAAUGUGCCUUUAUAUUAAGUAUGUGACUCAGUAUAAAAUCACUAAAGUAUAUAAUGAUUUGAUUGUAUCCUGUACCAAGACUACUCACCUUGAAUGCACCAGGUUUUAAAAGUUGUAGUGACAUGUUCUCACUCUAAAAUAAACUUUUUGAGGAAAAAA
Molecule: messenger RNA, 1691 nt
Organism: Carlito syrichta (Philippine tarsier)
Lineage: Eukaryota; Metazoa; Chordata; Mammalia; Primates; Tarsiidae
Gene: GINM1
Product: glycoprotein integral membrane 1
Exons: 8
Coding region: 103-1095 (330 amino acids)
Source: RefSeq, a predicted model, not a curated record